AUGACGUUGGCGAACACGAGCAGCUCGACCCCGUUGGUCGUCAUCGAAGACAAACAAUACGAACGCUACGACCGCCCAUACUCAAAAGAUCUAACGUUGUGCAUCAUUCACGAUCGAGAGAACCGAAAGAUGCUGUUGGGAAUGAAACAGCGCGGCCUUGGCCAAGGAAAAUGGAACGGUUUCGGCGGGAAACUCGAGCCUGGGGAAACUGUUUUGCAAGCUGCUGUUCGGGAAGUACAGGAGGAAUGCGGCUUGACAGUAAGAGAAGAAGAACUAGUCAAAGUAGCGCAUCUAACCUUCGCCUUCACCUCCUCCCCCACACUCCUCCACACCCACGUCCUCCUCCUGCCAACCUACUCCCCCACCCUUCACGGCCUCCCCAAACCCUCCCCUGAGAUGGUACCAAAAUGGUUCAGGGAAGAUGAGAUACCGUAUGGGGAGAUGUGGACGGGUGAUAGAUAUUGGUGGCCGAGGGUGUUGGGAGGUGAAAAGCUGAGGGGGAGAUUUUUGUUUGAGGAUGAUCAGGUUGGGAUUAGGGAGUCUGAGAUACGGGUGGUGACGGAGGAGGAGGAGUUGUAUUGA
Molecule: messenger RNA, 582 nt
Organism: Saitoella complicata NRRL Y-17804
Lineage: Eukaryota; Fungi; Ascomycota; Saitoellomycetes; Saitoellales; Saitoellaceae
Exons: 3
Coding region: 1-582 (193 amino acids)
Biological process (GO): DNA protection
Molecular function (GO): 8-oxo-7,8-dihydroguanosine triphosphate pyrophosphatase activity
Source: RefSeq, a predicted model, not a curated record